Molecule: messenger RNA, 1504 nt
Organism: Amaranthus tricolor (Joseph's coat)
Lineage: Eukaryota; Viridiplantae; Streptophyta; Magnoliopsida; Caryophyllales; Amaranthaceae
Exons: 4
Coding region: 310-1344 (344 amino acids)
Cellular component (GO): chloroplast
Source: RefSeq, a predicted model, not a curated record
CAACAAGCACAGGCUCGCCUUCCUGGCUCCUUCUUGUUGUAGGAGAGGAGACUCAGCAAAUUGUUAUAUUUGUCAAUGUCAAAAAUGGCGUGUGGGUGGCACGCUACUUAUAUUCAUAUUCUUCUCCAAUUACUCUAUUAAUUUCUUCAUUCCCACCUAACCCAAUUAUUCAAUUACUAACUCCUCCCUUUUUUCAUUCAAUUCUUUCUUAUUCUUUCCUUUUAAUCUUUCUAACCCCAUAAAUAAUUUUUAUUUUUGCUUCUAUCCCAUUUCAUUUGAUUAAAGUAGUUGAAUUAGUGCAUUGGAAACAUGGACUUUUGCUUCAGAGAACCAGCCAGUGAGGCACUCCCUUCAGACCAGGAUAUCGUUCGAUGUCCUUUUUUGAGGAAUAUUAAUGCACCAACAAAUCUUUCUUUCUCGUCUUCCCAGGCAUUUCGUCUUCCGGUUCGAGGAGCUGUAGCGAAAGGUCCAAUUUUUGAAGAUGGUCCCAAUUUUGACAUGGCGUUUAGAUUAUUCCAUGGCCGUGAUGGCGUUGUCCCACUUUCCGACAGAUCAAAUGUACAUACGGAGAAUUUUGAAAUUGAUCUGCCUGCCCCUAGUUUUAAUCCUUUAGCUGCAAAAGCCGCCACCAUCAGUCUUUCAGGCUUCGGAGCUGGAUUUCCCUUCAAUUUUGACGCGUUUUCUCAAAAGUGGAAAAACCAAAAGAAAAAAUCUCAACCUUCGAAGGGAGGAGAUGGGAAACACGAGGCGUUAAGCAACGAGUGGCUGCAAACAGGAAACUGUCCGAUAGCCAAGUCUUAUAGGGCUGUAAGCGGUGUUGUGCCGUUGGUGGCAAAGGUCUUUCAGCCCCCACCCGGUGUAAAACUCCAGUGUCCACCAGCCAUUGUUGCAGCUCGAGCAGCCCUUGCUCGUACUGCCUUUGCAAAGAACCUCCGGCCCCGACCAUUGCCCACCAAAAUUCUUACGAUUGGAGUCCUGGGUAUGGCCGCAAAUAUUCCCUUGGGUAUAUGGAGAGAACAUACCAAGAAGUUCUCCCCUUCUUGGUUCGCAGCCGUUCAUGCGGCAGUCCCAUUCUUAGGCAUGCUGAGGAAAUGUGUCUUGAUGCCUAAGACAGCUAUGGCAUUUACUAUAGGAGCCUCAAUAUUGGGUCAGGUUAUCGGGUCUAGGGCUGAACGGUAUCGUUUGAAGGCUAAAGUUGCACGAGAAUCUGGCAUAACCAAAAUUCCUGUUGGUGAACCGAAAACGCUUCAUCUGGUCACUGUCAACAGCGGUGAUGUGGUGAAUUGGGACCCACUCUCCCUCAACGCCAGCAAGCCCUCGCCAUCAGCUCCUGUGUGUUGCUAAGAUUGUUUUUCGGUGAUUCGCUAUUUUUAUCCUAUCCGUGUGAUGAUUUAAUUGUAUCAUAAUUACUUACGCCGUUUGUUCUCAUGGCCAAUACCGACUUGCGGCACAUUAUGUUCUUUUUUCAGAAUCGAGUUCAUAAAAUAAAAUUACUUUUGUACUA